Cricetulus griseus (Chinese hamster) is the source of this 1225-nucleotide messenger RNA. Lineage: Eukaryota; Metazoa; Chordata; Mammalia; Rodentia; Cricetidae. The record is from RefSeq and is a predicted model, not a curated record.
UUUUUAUUUUGCAUCCUGCAUACAUUUCUGGCCUGGACUGAGAGCCUGGGCGGCGGCUGGGGGCGGCGCGAGGGCAGUAGGCGGCCCCAUAGGCCCCUGGCGGCAGAGAAUGGUGGCCAGCGGCCAGCCCCGCCCUGUCCCCACCUGUGUGUGCUCAGCGGCCUGUCUCGAGGGAUAAAAGGUCGCAGUCUGCCUGGGGUCAGCUAGUUCCCUCUGCUCCUUGCUCGCUCUGUCUAGCCAGCUACGUCCAGCCGCUAUGUCCAUCCACUUCAGUUCUAGAACCACUGCCUUCCCCGGCCGUGGUGCCCAAAUGCGCCUGAGUUCGGGUCGUGCUGGUGGCUUCAGCAGCAGCAGCCUCUAUGGCCUGGGCACCUCUAGGCCACGCGUGGCCGUGCGCUCCGCUUAUGGGAGCCCGGUGGGCGCUGGCAUCCGUGAGAUCACCAUCAAUCAGAGCUUGCUGGCACCGCUGAGGGUGGAUAUCGACCCUACCAUCCAGCAGGUGCGCCAGGAGGAACGUGAGCAGAUCAAGACCCUCAAUAACAAAUUCGCCUCCUUCAUCGACAAGGUGCGCUUCCUGGAGCAGCAGAACAAGAUGCUGGAGACCAAGUGGGCACUGCUGCAGGAGCAGAAGUCCACCAAGGGCAACCGGCUUCCCCGGAUCUUUGAGGCCCAGAUUGCAGGGCUGCGACAGCAGCUUGAGGCACUGCAGCUGGACGGGGGCCGCCUGGAGGUGGAACUGCGAAGCGUGCAGGACGUGGUGGAAGAUUUCAAGAAUAAGUAUGAAGAGGAAAUCAACAGGCGCACAGCUGCGGAGAAUGAGUUUGUGUUGCUGAAGAAGGAUGUGGAUGCCGCCUACAUGAACAAGGUGGAGUUGGAGGCCAAGGUAGAUAGUCUGAAUGAUGAGAUCAGCUUUCUCAAGACCCUUAAUGAGACGGAGUUAGCAGAGCUGCAGUCCCAGAUCUCAGACACAUCCGUGGUACUGUCCAUGGACAACAGCCGCUCCCUGGAUUUGGAUGGUAUCAUUGCCGAUGUCAAGGCCCAGUAUGAGGAGAUGGCUAACCAUAGCCGGGCUGAGGCUGAAGCCUGGUACCAGACCAAGUUUGAGACCCUCCAAGCACAGGCUGGGAAGCAUGGAGAUGACCUGCGCAAUACCCGGAAUGAGAUUUCGGAGAUGAACCGCAACAUCCAGAGGCUGCAGGCCGAGAUUGACAACAUGAAGAACCAG